Molecule: messenger RNA, 2953 nt
Organism: Pelobates fuscus (common spadefoot toad)
Lineage: Eukaryota; Metazoa; Chordata; Amphibia; Anura; Pelobatidae
Gene: OXR1
Product: oxidation resistance 1
Exons: 17
Coding region: 184-2820 (878 amino acids)
Biological process (GO): response to oxidative stress
Cellular component (GO): nucleus
Source: RefSeq, a predicted model, not a curated record
UCUAUAUGUGGCUCAGUGGAGCCAGGAUGCACUUGCUGUAACAGUGCAUUUCAUGACCAAGUCCUGGUGCAGGCAGUGCUGUGUUUAUUUGCUGGACAGACUGGGAUACUUUGUAACACUAGCAUCUCCUAGCCAGUUCACUGAAGACAGCGACUGUGGAUGUGAAAGAACUCAUCAAUCAAAAUGUUUAGCACAAGAAGGUUGAAGAAAAAGUCCCAAUCUGUGGAUAUUACCUCUGCGAGCUACAAUCCUCUGGCAGAUAUACCAGCACCACAAACAAGUAAGCUGCCACCUCUUGGAAAAUCGAUCUCAGAAGAAGAACACAACAACACCACCAAUGCGCAAAAGCGCCAUCCAAGGAGAGGGGAUCUGAAGAGAUGCUACACCAUUGAUACUGGGCAGAAAAAGUCCCUGGAGAAGAAAGAUGGGCGCCGAAUGUCCUUCCAGAAGCCAAAAGGAACCAUGGAAUAUACAGUGGAGUCGAGAGAUUCAUUGAACAGCAUAGCUCUAAAGUUUGACACAACGCCAAAUGAACUGGUCCAGUUAAAUAAACUAUUUUCCAGAGCUGUUGUUCCUGGACAGCUUUUGUAUGUACCAGACCCAGACUACAUUUCUAGCGUGGAGAGCUCCCCUUCUCUAAGUCCUAUAAGCCCUUUAUCACCAACAUCUUCAGAAGUUGAAUUUGAGAAGAGCACAGGCCCUGAUCACAUUCCCCACAAAGAAUCCACUUCCUCUCCUGCUUAUGCUGCAAUUCGUCCAUCCAGAGUUGUGUCCUCUACGUCUGAGGAAGAGGAGGCAUUCACGGAGAAGUUUCUAAAAAUCAAUUGCAAAUACAUAACAGAUGGAAAGGGAACAGUCAGUGGGGUUCUGCUUGUGACGCCAAAUAAUAUCAUGUUUGAUCCUCAUAAGACCGAUCCAUUAGUGCAAGAAAAUGGCUGUGAGGAGUAUGGCAUUAUGUGUCCGAUGGAGGAAGUGACUUCAGCAGCCAUGUACAAAGAAAUAGUCAAUAGCAAACUAAAGGAUUCAAUCCCUGUAGAUCUUGAACUGACCUGUAUGAGAGAAUUCUACAACUUUAAGAAAACCUCACAAGGAAAUACAAAUGACUUGGAUGCAAAAAUGUGGGAUGCAGGAAACGACAGUGCCAGUACUGCCCCACGGAGCACAGAGGAGUCUCUUUCUGAGGAUGUGUUUACAGAAUCCGAGCUUUCUCCAAUCCGAGAGGAACUUCUUUCCUCCGAUGAAUUUAGACAGGACAAAUCAUCUGGGGCAUCUUCAGAGUCUGUUCAAACAAUAAACCAAACUAUAGUGGAAUGUUGUUCAGCUAACCUUUCAGACUCUGCUGAGGCUUUACUUGGUGUAAAAGACCAUGUGGAUCCUUCUGGUAAUGACAGUGGAAUUGUUACUAAUGCCAACGACUUAGAAAAGAGUGAAGGUUCUUUCAAGCUGGACGAAGGAUUAGAUGAGGAGCUUACUGAACCAGUUACAGUACUGACACAAACCAAUGAAGGCCUAGAUGAUAAGGAUGAUUCCCACGCCAACUGUAAUGAGGGAGAGAGUGCACAGAACAUUCACCAAUCCAAUACUAGGGCCAAAAACCUUUCUAGAGAUGGAGGAAGCACAGAAAGCCAUACAAUGGAAUCUGGUGUGGACGAGCCGCCUGUGAAGUCAGUAGGAGACUCAGAAACUGAAGUGGAGGAGCUGCGCAAGCUGUGGAAAAACCUCACUAUGCAACAAGCCAAGCAACAAAGGGAAGACAUGCAGCAUGCCACCCAAAAAGAUACCAAACAUCAAAUAUCCGUCACAGAGAUGCACAGUGAGGGAGUUAGUUCAUCUGUUGCCAAAGAAAAGAGACGACAUCGAUCUCAUAAGUAUUUAUGCUUACGGGUUGGAAAACCAAUGAGGAAAACCUUUGUGUCCCAAGCAAGUGCAUCCAUGCAGCAGUAUGCCCAGAGAGACAAACUUGAAUACUGGUUUGCUGUUCCUUAUGAAAGGACUGAUCACCUGUACUCAUUUUUCAUUCAGUGGAGUCCAGAACUUUAUGCUGAAGAACUUGGGGAAUCCUCAAGAGAGCCAGGGUUUGUAGUUGUUAAAAAGAAUGAAGAACCUGAAAGUUCAGAAUGCUCUACAAACGAUUCAGCUGCAAGAUUAUGGGAGGUAGUAUCAGUGGCUGAGUACCACCGCAGGAUCGAUGCUUUAAAUACUGAAGAACUGCGUACUCUCUGCAGACGUCUAAAGAUUACAACCAGAGAAGACGUGAAUCCAAAGCAGGCCACAAGUAUUAGGACUGAUUUGGAACCUGAAACGUUUCGACCAAAUCUCAGUGAUCCCAGCGAACUUUUACAGGUUGAUCAAAUUGAAAAGCUGACGAAGCACCUUCCUCCUCGAACAAUUGGCUACCCGUGGACUUUAGUCUACAGUACCGCAAAGCAUGGGAUGAGCAUAAAAACGCUUUAUAGAACAAUGCUUGGAUUAGACACUCCAGUACUUAUGGUGAUUAAGGACAGUGAUGCACAGGUAUUUGGAGCUCUGGCAUCAGAACCUUUUAAAGUGAGUGACUGUUUUUAUGGCACUGGAGAAACCUUCUUAUUUACAUUUUGCCCGGAGUUUGAGGUCUUUAAGUGGACUGGGGACAAUAUGUUUUUUAUUAAAGGAGACAUGGACUCUCUAGCUUUUGGUGGUGGAGGAGGAGAAUUUGCUCUUUGGCUUGACGGAGAUCUGUAUCAUGGAAGAAGUCACACUUGUAAAACAUUUGGGAAUUCCAUACUUUCAAAAAAAGAGGAUUUCAUUGUUCAAGAUAUUGAGAUUUGGGCCUUCGAAUAAAUGUGAUUUAAUAAGGAGAAAGUGUCUUAACAUGAUGUUUCCUCAUUCUUGUACAGGCUUAAAAGACUUUGAAAUGCCCUAAUACAACUAACUAUUAUUAUGCCCUUUUAUUAUAUUUGUAUUUUUGUUAAUA